AGUAAGAAUGUGAGUUUCGAUUUGGAUCAACAGCAGCAACAACAGCAGCAGCAGCAGCAGCAGCAGCAGCAACAGCAGCAUCACUACCAACAGCAGCAGCAGCAGCAGCAGCAGGAUCAGCAAUCGGAUUCGGAUGCCACAGUGUCCAUUAAUCAGAACCACCAACACCACCAGCACCACCACCCGCCACCCAUCGAUGCACGUGCCUAUGCCAUGGCCUCCCUGGCCGCCGCCCUUGAGAUGCAGAAUACGUCGAAUCCCCACCAGCCGAACGCCGCCCGCGAUGCCGCCGACGAGGAGGUGGAGCUAUAUGCCAGUUUCGAUAAUGCGCCCAGCACCAGUCGCGUGGCCGCCCAAAUGCAGGCCGCCAAGGAGGCGCGCCGCAAGCGUUGGGCGGCCGAUGGGGCCAGCGGGAGCAGCGGGGACGGCGGUUGCGCCAGCGGCAGCAGCGGAAGCGGGCGGCGUUACUAAAUGCAUGGAUGCAUGUGUUCCCGUGUGACUGAAACUGGUUUGAAACUUCGUAGAAAUUCGCCAUUACCUAAAUGGAAAAUUUAAAAUUCGUACUACAUUUUUAAUUCGUAACGAAAUAAGUUGGAAGAAAUUUUUGAAAAUUUUUGAAAUUGUAAACGAUUCGUAACGAAAUAAGUUGCAAGAAAUUUUGGAAAAUAUGUAGUAAAUUGUACAGAAUUUUGAGUGGCGAAUUUCUAAAAUUUUACCAUAAUAAUGAUUUCAUUAUGAUUGUGGCGAGUGAUUCUGAUUCUGAUUUUGAGCAGUGAUUGUAAAAAUACCGAUUUUAUUUACAUAACAAAUAAACUCAAUUAAGUUCAAGGCAGUUCGCUUAGCUCAAUUCUGUUUAAAGCUCAAUGCUUUAAUUCCAUUGAAUAGGAAUUGUUCAUAUGUAGUAUUAUAAAGUGUCUCUUUAAGAUGGAUGGCUUGAUCAAUCAUUCUUUUACAAAUGCUCCGAAUUUCAAGAAUUUUUCGAUAAAUGGGGUAUACUUUCUUUAAAAAAAAGUUCCUUACAUUUGAUAAAAAUAUUUUCUAGUUAGUAAUUCAUAGAGAAUAUUUCUAAACUCAAUGUUCAUAUCUAUACAUUUAGAUAGGCUAGUGAAUUUGGGGUAUGAUUGAAGCUUUUAAAUAUACUUUUCAUCAAUUUGCGACCAUGACUGUUGUGUGAGUGUGUGUGAGUGGCCUUGAGUGUGUGUGUGUGUGUCCGUCUAACUCAUCGCUCGAAAAGACGGCCGAAGCAUCGAACCAUCCAAAUCGAAACUGACAUUGUUAACUCUUACAUUCACCCCGGAAUGACAAGAGCCCCCCAAUUUUUUUGGGGGAUACACUGAGAGAGAGAGCGGAGGGAGACGGCGGCCCAAACCCCACCCCCUCCCGCCACCCUCUACACAAAAGAUAACGGUGGAGGACCCAGGCAAAAGCAUAAGCAUUUUCUACAAGUAUUACCCAACAUAAUAUAUAUAUGUACGAGUAUGAGUAUACAUACAUAUAUAGUACGUGUACGUCGUGCAAGAUUGUCCUAGGAAGGUAUGUAGAACUAGUCAGUUAAGGAACCACUGUGGCAUUCGAUUUUUGAUACCCACACAAUCGAGAAUAAACAUGAAAAAAAAAACAACAAAAAAAUACAGCAUGGAAAAACAUUAGCAAAACAAAACAAAAAAAAGGGAAAAAACAGAAAAGAAAAUAAAAACAAACGCUUACUGAUGUAAAACAAAGACUUAAAACUAAAGAAAAAACAAAAGGAAACCAAAUGAAUAAAAUAUAAAAGAAAUUUUUUUAAUCAAUGUUAUUGGACAAAUGUAAGCUGAACAAAUAAAUCCCUUAACCCCCACCCAUUCCCAUUGUAAACCAAUUUCCAUUAGCCUCGAUAAGAACGAGUUACCAGAAGAACUCAAUUUACGAUCUAAGAAUAUACAUAAUAUACAUACAUACAUACUAUAUGAUGUACUUAAAUGUUCAAAAGAAUUGCAAGCAUAAUCUAACUGUUUGAACGCUUUUCGUUUGGGUUUUUUGUAUUGUCCGUUAAUUUGUUACUAACAAAAGCCAAGAAAGAAUAUUAUAGAUAAGGCUACAUCUACAUCUACAUCUAACAGUCAACCAGUCAACCAGUCAAGUUGGCUGCACAUCCUGUACAUUUAAUACCAUUUAAUACAGGUUAGUAUAGUUAAUGCUAAACUGAAAAAUCAACAACACUUGUGUUCAUGCAAGUGAAAACAGAGAGAGUCCAGAGAACCAGAAAACCGAUACAUAAGUGCAAUAUCUAAGUGUAUGUUUGUAUAACCAAUAAAAUAAUUGAUAACUGAUAACAAGCAGCCAAAGGGGAUUUACUUCCCACAGACUGGCAACUGAAGUCACAGAAAAUCCCAGAAAACCCCAGAAAACGCGAAGAUUACUUCAACUAAAGGCUACAAGGCGCCAAAACCAACAAGCAAAUAAUUGAAUAAAUGGAAAAAAACCUAAUGUUACCAAUUAAAUAAUUUGUCAGCAGCAUAGACCUACUUGAGGAAAACUGGAAGAACCCUGCAGAUAAUAUAGCCAUCAAGUGAUCAAGUAGUGAACAGAUAAGCCCAUAGAAAAUCGUUUUCCACCUUCCCUUUGGAAAUCAGUUGACCCAAUUAAUGUAUAUGUAUCCUCCAAAUACCGAGUUUUGAAACCUCUAAUAGAGCAACAACCAUUCGUUUCUGAAUCUGAAUAUAAUCCUACGCGAAUUCUUCAGUUGCUAAAAAACACAGAUUUUCGAUCAAUAAAGUAAAGAAGGCAAAUUCUGAUGCAACAAGAAAACUAAAUGUAAACGGCAGCAUUUCCAAAAGGGUUUCACUUAAAUGUUCAAAAACGCAUAUAUCAAAAACUCAAUGUCUAACUGUACAACCAAGUUUAUCAAGUGUCUGGCAGGUCAUACAUACAUAUGUAUGUAAGCAUAAGAUUAAGCAAUAACAAUAUUUAAAAACAGAAAAAAAAACAGAAAACUAACAAGAAAAGCAAAUGGAAAUCAAUAAUUAAACGCUUUCAGUGUGCAAAACCCGAAUAACUAAAUAAUAAAUAAAUGUUAAAUAACCAAAACAAAACUAUACACUUAAAGCUAGAACUGGCAAACUAAUGAAUUUGAAAGAUAGUGACAGGCAAAAGUUUUGGGUGCCUGUCUCUUGAAAAACUUGGAUUGCAACAGAAACGAGCAAAUAUAAUGCAACAAAAUAGAUAAAAAAUAAAAGGAAAACUCUUUGAAGUAUUUUGAGGCAGAGAAAAUGGCCGAGUGCCAUUCAAUUCAAAAGUUAGUUAUACAAAUGUUGUAUGUUGUUUUUUUUUUUUUUUGUUGAUCAAUCUACGAACAUAAACAAAUAGCAACAGAUUUAAAUAGACAUAAAGCAUAGCUGUAUUUUUACCGUCGCUCUAUCGACAUCAAAUAUACUGUUUGAACUGAAUGUACUCAUCUGAUUAAUAUGAAUGUAUUUACCGCAGAUAUCCAAAUAAACAAUAAGUGCUGUUUCUAUAUGUUCGGCCCGAUCGCCACCGCCCACCGCCCCCCCGCCUCCCCUCUGCCGUAAUUCACCCACCCAACCACCGGAUGGCAGAGUGGUGCAGGGUGGUGCAGGGUGGUGCAGGGUGGUGCGAAACGGGCUCACUUUUGAUAGCAGAUUGAAUCAGGUAGGAAAUCAAAACCAACAAAAAGGAAAUAAAAAAUAUAUUAAAAAAUAAUAAAAAAUUAAAAACAAAUUGAACCACCCACUUGGUGUGUAAAGCCGAGCUGACUCCUUUUGAGCUGACGAUCUACAUUUACAAUAUACCAAAUGCAAAUGAAAACCACAUAAGACAUUUGUUUAAUCGAAAAACCAAACUCAAUUGAAUGCGGAAUAAAGCUAAAUAAAUGUUGUAAUUGCCACAGCCAAGCAUAACAGAAAAAAAUUCAAUAAAAACUU
Drosophila santomea is the source of this 3920-nucleotide messenger RNA. Its product is annotated as TATA-box-binding protein-like. The record is from RefSeq and is a predicted model, not a curated record. The annotation marks the transcript as partial. The transcript has a single exon. NCBI's taxonomy places the organism in Eukaryota, Metazoa, Arthropoda, Insecta, Diptera, Drosophilidae.